GCUUUCUUGUUUUGAGAGAGGAGAAGAGAAAUCAGAAAGCCGCAGCUCGGAAGCAAAGCAGGAGAGGAGAGGAUGGACGUCUUGUAUUAUCCGGUCGCUGUUCGCUGCCGCUGCCCACUCCUCCCCCACCGCCGCACGCCGACGACCCUCCUCCACCGCCGCCCCCUCCAGCUCCAGCUCCAACCACCCACGUCCUCAGCUCGACCACGGGGGCACCGGCGCCACGCCAUCGACCCGGACGACGACGACGGCUUCCUCACCCUCGACCUCGCCGACUUCCAGGAAGAAGACCCCGACGAAGACGAGGAGGGCUCGCCGUGGGAGGGCGCGCUGGUGUACCGCCGCGACGCCGCCGCGCUCCACCUGGAGUACGCCACCACGCUGGAGCGCCUGGGCCUCGCCGACCUCUCCUCCCCACACUCCCGGGCGCGCGCCGCCGCCAUGGGCAUCCUCCUCUCCGCCGGAGACCAGGACGGCACCACGCCCGUGCUCGUCUCCCUCGACGUCGCCCGCCGCCGGGGACGCCUCCGCCUCGAUGGCAUCGUCCGCACCGUCAUCACCCUCGGCUGCUACAGGUGUGCUGAGCCGGCUCCGGAAGCGGUAUUUGCGAAUUUCUCCCUCUUACUGAUGGAAGAUCCGGUAGAGGAGCCUGAUGUGGUUGACCUCGGCACCAUGUAUGAAGAAGACGAGACCAAAUCCUAUUCGUUUACAGGCAGCCAAGACGAAGACGAUGAGGACAUAGACUGGGAUGACCGCCUGCAUUUCCCGGCUGGCAACAAGGAGAUUGACAUCUCCAAGCACAUCCGGGACAUCAUCCACCUAGAGAUCACGCUGGAUGCCCUGUGCGACACGACUUGCAAAGGUUUUUGCCUCGCCUGUGGCGCGAACCUCAACACAAGCAGCUGUAGCUGCGGCACAGACAAGCCGCAGCAGGCCAAGGAUGCGAAACGGCCAGGAUCUCUCAAAGACAUGUUGAAGCCAAUGCAAAGAAGGUGAUGAUGAUGCAAGCGGCGCAUGGGGUUAUCUCAUAGGAUAAAAACGAACUUGGGAGUCCAGUGAAAAUGUAUUGUGUAACGAGAGAAGUGGUCGCAACACUCGCAUAAUUUGAAAUACUAACAGACCUGGUUUUUUGUUUCAGUUUAUCUGUGUUGUGUGCU
Messenger RNA from Brachypodium distachyon (stiff brome), 1157 nucleotides. RefSeq names its product large ribosomal RNA subunit accumulation protein YCED homolog 1, chloroplastic. Lineage: Eukaryota; Viridiplantae; Streptophyta; Magnoliopsida; Poales; Poaceae. The coding region runs from base 73 to 996 and encodes 307 amino acids. The record is from RefSeq and is a predicted model, not a curated record. The transcript has 2 exons.